UGUCUGUCAGUGAGACUCGAUCUAAAGCUCUUCUGCUGGGUUUGAGCUCUUCUGGAAGCUGGACUUUAGAGAAAUGAUGCUCAUCUUUGGACUGAUGCUGCUGCUGCAAACUGCUGCAUGUCUGGAUCGGGUCUGCAGUUUUGAUCAGUCUGAUCCCUGUUACGCAGCUCUGGGACACAAACUCAAUCUGCUGAUGGUGCUGGACGCGAGUGAAUAUGACCUGAAGAUACAAAAGGGAAUAAACAACACACAAGAUGAUCCAGUUUGUAGAGUAAAGAAUGACAGGAUGAGGAUGAAUGAAUGUGAUCUUUAUAAUAACAGACCUGAAGUGACAGUCAUUAAUGGGACUCUGAUAAUAAACCGUGUGAUCAGAGCAGAUUCAGGGAAUUACACAUUAAAACUCUCUCAUCGCUCAGACGGCACAGAAACAUCUAGAUAUCUUCAGGUCAUUGUUGAAGGUCUGGAUCAGUUCUGCAGGUUUGAUCAGUCUGAUCCCUGUUACACAGCUCUGGGACACACACUCAAUCUGCUGAUGGUGCUGGACACGAGUGAAUAUGACCUGAAGAUAAUAAAGAGAAUAAACAACACACAAGAUGAUCCAGUUUGUAGAGUAAAGAAUGGCAGGAUGAGGAUGAGUGAAUGUGAUCUUUAUAAUAACAGACCUGAAGUGAUAGUCAUUAAUGGGACUCUGAUAAUAAACCGUGUGAUCAGAGCAGAUUCAGGGAAUUACACAUUAACACUCGAUCGCGCAGAUGGCACAGAAACAUCUAGAGAUCUUCAAGUGAUUGUUGAAGGUCUGGAUCGGUUCUGCAGGUUUGAUCAGUCUGAUCCCUGUUACGCAGCUCUGGGACACAAACUCAAUCUGCUGAUGGUGCUGGACGCGAGUGAAUAUGACCUGAAGAUAAUAAAGAGAAUAAACAACACAAAAGAUGAUCCAGUUUGUAGAGUAAAGAAUGGCAGGAUGAGGAUGAGUGAAUGUGAUCUUUAUAAUAACAGACCUGAAGUGACAGUCAUUAAUGGGACUCUGAUAAUAAACCGUGUGAUCAGAGCAGAUUCAGGGAAUUACACAUUAACACUCGAUAACUCAAACGGCACAGAAACAUCUAGAGAUCUUCAAGUGAUUGUUGAAGCUCCUAUUGGCUCAGUGGAAGUGUCAAUCAUCUGCUCCUCCAGUGGGGUGAUGAGGGUGUUCUGCUCCUCUGAGGGGGAUCAGCUCCUCUACAGCUGGACUCUGAAUGGAGAUCCACUGAUGGAUGGAAACAGCAGCAUUGAUCUGGAUGAGAGAACUGAUGGAAACAUCAUCUGCAGCGUGAAGAACCACGUCAGUCAUACGCACAGAAGACCAUUAGACUCAAACCCUGUCCUGCUUCUUCUUGAAGUGAAAGUGGUGCCGGGGAGCAGUUGGGGGUUCGGUGUCUUGUUCGAGGGUCUCACCUCAGCCGUGGUCAAAUUCAAUAUGAAAUCAGGCCCAGAUCGGUUCUGCAGGUUUGAUCAGUCUGAUCCCUGUUACGCAGCUCUAGGAGACAAACUCAAUCUGCUGAUGGUGCUGGACGCUCGAGAUCAAGAGCUGCAUUUGUAUAAGGAGUUAAUCAAUAGCAGAGAACUGAAAGUUUUUAGAAUAAAGAACAAUAAAGAGAAAAAACAUGAAUCCAUGAGAAACAGAUCUGAGUUCAUCUUUGAAAAUGGGACUCUGAUAAUAAACCGCGUGAUCAGAGCAGAUUCAGGGAAUUGCAGAUUAGAGCUCUAUGGCUCAGAUGGCUCAAGAACUUUAAACAAACAUCUUCCCGUUAAUAUUGAAGCUCCUAUUGGCUCAGUGGAAGUGUCAACCAACUGCUCCUCCAAUCAGAGGUCAGUGUUCUGCUCCUCUGAAGGGGAUCAGCUCCUCUACAGCUGGACUCUGAAUGGAGAUCCACUGAUGGAUGGAAACAGCAGCAUUGAUCUGGAUGAGAGAACUGAUGGAAACAUCAGCUGCAGCGUGAAGAACCACGUCAGUCACGCACAGAAGACCAUUAGACUCAAACCCUGUCCUGGUCUGGAUCGGUUCUGCAGUUUUAAACAAUCUAAACCCUGUUACACAGCUCUGAGAGACAAACUCAAUCUGCUGAUGGUGCUGGACGCCAGUAAAUAUAACAUGAAGUUAAUAAAGAGAAUAAACAACACACAAGAUGAUCCAGUUUGUAGAGUAAAGAAUGGCAGGAUGAGGAUGAGUGAAUGUGAUCUUUAUAAUAACAGACCUGAAGUGACAGUCAUUAAUGGGACUCUGAUAAUAAACCGUGUGAUCAGAGCAGAUUCAGGGAAUUACACAUUAACACUCGAUAACUCAGACGGCACAGAAACAUCUAGAGAUCUUCAAGUGAUUGUUGAAGCUCCUAUUGGCUCAGUGGAAGUGUCAAUCAGCUGCUCCUCCAAUCAGGUGAGGCUAGUGUCCUGCUUCACAAAGGAGGGUGAUCAGAUCAUCUACAGCUGGACUCUGAAUGGAAAUCCAUUGACACGUGGACUGAUGGAUGGAAACAGCAGCAUUUAUCUGGAUGAGGGAACUGAUGGAAACAUCAGCUGCAGCGUGAAGAACCACGUCAGUCACGAACAGAAGACCUUUAGAGUCAAACCCUGUCCUGGUGUGGAUCGUUUCUGCUGGUUUGAUCAGUCUGAUCCCUGUCACACAGCUCUGGGACACAAACUCAAUCUGCAGAUGGUGCUGGACACUAGGAAAUAUUACCUGGGGUUACAUAAGAGAAUAAACAACACAAAAGAUGAUCCAGUUUGUAUAGUCAUGAAUGACAUGAUGAGAGAGAAUGAAUGUGAUCUUUAUAAUAACAGACCUGAAGUGACAGUCAUUAAUGGGAUUCUGAUAAUAAACCGUGUGAUCAGAGCAGAUUCAGGGAUUUAUACAUUAACACUCACUCAUCGCUCAGACGGCAGAGAAACAUCUAGAGAUCUUCAAGUGAUUGUUGAAGGUCUGGAUCGGUUCUGCAGGUUUGAUCAGUCUGAUCCCUGUUACGCAGCUCUGGGACACAAACUCAAUCUGCUGAUGGUGCUGGAUGCGAGUGAAUAUGACCUGAAGAUAAUAAAGAGAAUAAACAACACAAAAGAUGAUCCAGUUUGUAGAGUAAAGAAUGGCAGGAUGAGGAUGAGUGAAUGUGAUCUUUAUAAUAACAGACCUGAAGUGACAGUCAUUAAUGGGACUCUGAUAAUAAACCGUGUGAUCAGAGCAGAUUCAGGGAAUUACACAUUAACACUCGAUCGCGCAGAUGGCACAGAAACAUCUAGAGAUCUUCAAGUGAUUGUUGAAGGUCUGGACCGGUUCUGCAGGUUUGAUCAGUCUGAUCCCUGUUACGCAGCUCUCGGACACAAACUCAAUCUGCUGAUGGUGCUGGACGCGAGUGAAUAUGACCUGAAGAUAAUAAAGAGAAUAAACAACACAAAAGAUGAUCCAGUUUGUAGAGUAAAGAAUGGCAGGAUGAGGAUGAGUGAAUGUGAUCUUUAUAAUAACAGACCUGAAGUGACAGUCAUUAAUGGGAUUCUGAUAAUAAACCGUGUGAUCAGAGCAGAUUCAGGGAUUUACAGAUUAACACUUGAUCGCUCAGAUGGCACAGAAACAUCUAGAGAUCUUCAAGUGAUUGUUGAAGGAAAGAAACGGGGAGAUCAGAAAGUGUGAAUGAGAAGAUUUAGAGAACGACAUGAACACACUGAAGAAGAUGUCUGCUGAAGAUUCGUGAGAGCAGCAGCUUAAGCCCAAUUCAUAAAAAACAAACAAUAUAUAAAAACAAAAAUCAAAUGACUUCUUUUUAAAUAAAUGAGUCCAGCUAUAAUUCCUGUUCCUCUGCUUUUACUGUAUGUAUAGUAUCUCUCUGAUUUCUUGCACCGCUUAUAGAAGAAAGACACAUCUCUGAUAUGUUUAUGUAUGACAUUAUCAACUAAAGAACACAUUAAACAGACGCUUCAGAUUUAAUAGUAUUAGAUGGUUUGUUAAUUGCAUUUAAUAGAUCACACCAUGAGGCCACUUUGAUCUCCUCAUGAAGCCAAAAUUCAAGAACUCUCACAAAACAGAUGCCAUGCAACAAAACGAUAAACUCACUAAUCUGGAGAGAAGAUCUCACAGAAAAAGCAAAAGACACCAGCAUGACCAAUCUUGUCUCCUUGCUUAAUUAUGAUCCCCUCCCUCUCCUCUCACUUUCUCCUCCACUAAGCUCAAGUAAGAAGGUCUAUAUAACACAUAUGAUGUGUCUUGUGAAUCUACUGUUUUUCCCCUUUUAUGUUUGGCAUCAUUUUAAAUGUCUCAGUGCGAUUGGUAAAAUGGUCUCAAUUUCACAGCAGUCACUUAUAUUAUGAGAAAGAUUGAAAGAUCCUGACCAACCUAAUUAAACUAAUUUGAAGAUUUCUUUGUUCUGGUCUGGAUAUCUAAUCAAAGUGCCAAUGCAGUCAUUUGGGAUUCAGAAAACCCCACAGUGUGUCUCUGGAGAUCUGCAUGAAAAUCUCUCACAUGUUGCUGUGUGUUUCUCUGCUGUCAGGUAUGCUUCUCUCACUCUUAGAUUCAUCUUUGAGCAGUUGAUGUUAUGUAUUGAUCUGAAAUUAAUUCUGAAAUGGAUUCUCAUUGUUUAAUUAUGCAAUUGUCAUGAUGCAUUUUUACCUGACAAAUAAAAUGUUAUAUUUGAUUUA
Molecule: messenger RNA, 4656 nt
Organism: Onychostoma macrolepis
Lineage: Eukaryota; Metazoa; Chordata; Actinopteri; Cypriniformes; Cyprinidae
Exons: 14
Coding region: 74-3655 (1193 amino acids)
Source: RefSeq, a predicted model, not a curated record